CAAUUAUUGAGCCUUGGAAAAUUCUCCAUACACACAAUAAGAAAGUCAGAUAAGUUCACUAGAGAGACAUGAAGAGCAAGAUUAGAGUUCUAUUUGAAUCCAUCAUAUCAUGUGGAAAACCUUCAAAAGAUUUGUCUGAACCAAAAAAUCACAAAGACCAACAAUCAAUUCCUACAGAUGAAUUUGGAGAAAAUGCACAAGCACAAGGACACCAAGAUGAACAAAAACAUGCACAAUUAGUACAAGGUCAAAUGGUGAAAAAUGAAGCAAAAAAAGAAAAAGAAAAAGUACAGGGUUUUUUUUUACGUAGAAUAAAAAUAACAACAUAUAGUCGAAUAACAAUAUCUUCACGACAAGCAGGACCACCACUCAGACGCCAACCACCUCGUCGUAAGACUGGUUGAACAAAAUGUACAAUCUU
Molecule: messenger RNA, 421 nt
Organism: Capsicum annuum
Lineage: Eukaryota; Viridiplantae; Streptophyta; Magnoliopsida; Solanales; Solanaceae
Exons: 2
Coding region: 69-404 (111 amino acids)
Source: RefSeq, a predicted model, not a curated record